This is a messenger RNA of Rhagoletis zephyria (snowberry fruit fly), 1409 nucleotides long. The record is from RefSeq and is a predicted model, not a curated record. Lineage: Eukaryota; Metazoa; Arthropoda; Insecta; Diptera; Tephritidae.
AUUGAGUUUACCAAGAUUUGCCAAAAACUAGGCUGGAAGGGAACCGGCUCUCGGUGGGACAUUCUGCCCAUAGUGGUCUCUACUCCUGGAGAAGACCCUCAACUGUUCCCCCUACCGGAGGACCUGGUGAUUCGCAUCCCCAUCGUCCACCCACGCUACGAGUGGUUCGAAACGGUGCUGCAGCUGCAGUGGUACGCCCUGCCUGCCGUCAGCUCGAUGAAGUUCGACGUCGGUGGCAUCGAAUUUCCCGCCUGUCCCUUCAGCGGCUGGUACAUGGACACCGAGGUGGCGGUGAGGGACCUCUGCGACCCCCACCGCUACAACGUCCUCCCCCUGGUGGCCGCCCACAUGGGCCUGGACACCGCCUCCAAUGCGACCCUGUGGAAGGACCGAGCGGCCGUCGAGGUGACCGCCGCCGUCCUCUACAGUUACCAGCGCGCCAAUGUGACCAUCGUCGACCAUUACACCGCCGCCGAGUCCUUCAUGAAGCACCUGGAGAAUGAAAACCGCCUCCGCGGGGGCUGCCCCGCCGACUGGGUGUGGAUCGUGCCGCCCAUCAGCGGCUCGCUGACGCCCGUCUUCCACCAGGAAAUGCUCAACUACGAGCUGAAACCCGCCUACAAGUACCAGGACCCGCCCUGGAAGACCCAUGUCUGGAAGAACAGUACACUGGAUGGAGCGGGUGGUGGGCGGAAUUCAAUUGGCGGGACGCCCCGCAAGCUGCGCUUCAAAGAAAUCGCCAAGGCGGUCAAGUUCACCUCGAACCUUUUUGGCAAAGCGCUGAGCAAGCGCAUCAAGGCGACCAUCCUCUACGCCACCGAAACCGGCCGCUCAGAACUCUUUGCCAAGCGGCUGGGGCAAAUCUUUUCGCACGCCUUCAAUGUCUCGGUUAGGACAAAAAGUCACAAUAGUUUACAAAUCGAACAACUAACAAAAUCACCCUCUCUCUUAAAUCAGGUAAACUGCAUGGACGCCUACGACACGCUGCACCUGGAGCACGAAACCCUACUGCUGAUCGUGACGAGCACCUUCGGCAAUGGCGACCCGCCGGAAAACGGCGAAUCGCUCGCCAAGCAGCUGCAGGCCAUUCGCCUCACCGGCGAGGUGGCCCACGACCUGGACCGCGAUUCGAUCAGCGUCCCCGUCACCUACCACUACUCGGUGGAUCAGCCCAGUUCGGCGGACAUUGGUGGAAUUAGUGGUAAUGUGGGCAGCAGCUUGGGCAGCUCCCUGCCCGGAAGCGCCAAAUCAACUGCCUCAGACGGAGGAGGAGGCCUCAAUCAAAGCAGCAAAAAUGCGUACGAGCUCAGCAUUGAUGAGCGGCGCACCACCGGACCGAACAGUCCGACGCCGACGCUGGAGGACAGCUUCGCCUUUGCCGACCACGUCGGACCGCUGAGCAAUAUUCG